AAUAUAGAACCCUGUUCCCACCGGCGCUCACUGCACCUUCCCCAGCGGCCACCACCCGAGGCCGGUCCCCGCUGACCCGCCUCCGUGGACCGGGGACACGCGGCGGCGACCGGCGAGGCGGUCCCUGCUUCCUCUUUCUACUCCUCACAAGUAUGUAUGACACGCACCACCCGCACCGCACCCACCCACCAACCCGACCUUCCGCUGCUCACACACACACACACACACACACACACACUCUACACGCGAGCGAGACCACGCGCCGGACCGCCGCAAGCCGGCCGCCGCCGCCGCGACCUGGAGCUUGCGAGCUAGCUCUGGCCUCGCUGCCUGCGCCGACUGAGAUGGACCCGCGCUUUCCGCUGCCGGCCGCGGCGGCGCCGUCCACGGGCGGCGGCGGCGGCGCCAGAGGGCACCACCGGCGGGCCCACUCGGAGACGUUCCUCAGCUUCCACGACGCGGACCUGCUCCUCGACCCGGACGGCGACUUCUUCUCCGACCUCGACUUCCCCUCCCUCUCCGACGACUCUCCGGCCGCCUCCGACCCCACCCCGCCGCCGCAUCCGCAGCAGCAGCCGCCGCAGGCUUCCCCGGCCCCACGUCCGCCCGGCGGGACCCACACGCGGAGCCUCUCCCUCGACGCCGCCUUCUUCGAGGGCCUCGCGUUUCAGGGACCCAGUGGGAGCGCCGGGGGUGGAGGUGGGCCCGGCCACAAGAGGAGCGGCUCGAUGGAUGGGGACACCUCGCCGUUCGAGGGCGAGUCGGCGCUCUCCAGCGGCCUGCCGGACUACGCCAAGAAGGCCAUGCCCGCCGAGAGGAUCGCCGAGCUCGCGCUCAUCGACCCCAAGCGCGCAAAGAGGAUUCUGGCGAACAGGCAGUCGGCAGCGAGGUCAAAGGAGAGGAAGAUCAUGUACACUAGUGAACUGGAGAAGAAGGUCCAGACUCUGCAAACGGAGGCCACUACGCUGUCAGCACAGCUGACCCUGCUCCAGAGGGAUACAACUGGUUUAACUGCCGAAAACAGAGAGCUCAAGCUUCGGUUGCAGUCCAUGGAAGAGCAAGCUAAACUGCGGGACGCUUUGAAUGAAGCCCUGCGAGAAGAAGUCCAGCGACUUAAGAUAGCCGCAGGACAAGUCGGGAACAUGAAUGGGAACCCCUUCAAUGGUGGACUCCAGCAGCAGAUUCCAUCCUAUUUCGUGCAGCAGCAGCAGCAGCAGCAGACACCGUACUUUGGUGGCCACCAGGCUCAGCUUCACAAUCAAAAUCAAAACCAUCGUCACCAGAUCUCGUCAAAUGUUGGGCAGACGCUCAGUGGUCAGUCCCUAAACGACUCCAUGGAUUUCAUGUGAGGAGUACAAUAUCAGGGCCAGUAUUACAUCGUAUACCGACUGCAGUUCAGCACUGUAAAAAAGAUAGCUAAUGUACAAUGUAUGCAUGUGCCUCAUUGGUAGUGUGUAGUUAGCUCUUCUUUGUAUCAUUAUUCUGAAAAUGGCUCGUGUAUGUCAAAAUGAUGUCUCUUUUCUUCUUUGCUGGUUUCUGGAGUAAUGUGUUAGACUGACUAGCUACCUUUAACAAUUUAUGUAAAUCUUUAGCUUUUUUUUUAAUGGUGGAAGGUUCUUAU
Zea mays is the source of this 1621-nucleotide messenger RNA. RefSeq lists its product as uncharacterized. The record is from RefSeq and is marked validated. The coding region runs from base 153 to 1349 and encodes 398 amino acids. The transcript is spliced from 4 exons. Gene Ontology annotation, molecular function: DNA-binding transcription factor activity. NCBI's taxonomy places the organism in Eukaryota, Viridiplantae, Streptophyta, Magnoliopsida, Poales, Poaceae. Gene Ontology annotation, cellular component: nucleus. Gene Ontology annotation, biological process: regulation of DNA-templated transcription.